AUGGCAACCACCGUUCUUGAGCACUGUCAAGUUACCCCGCCACCCGAUGCAACUCCUGAGUUUUCACUCCCUAUUGUAUUUUUCGAUUUGAUAUGGUGGGAUUUUCCUCCUAAUCAAAGUGUUCUCUUCUUUGAUUCUCCCAUUUCCAAGUUCCAUUUCUUAGACACCAUUGUUCCCAAGCUCAAACAAUCUCUCUCCCUCACUCUCAAGCAUUUUCUUCCACUAGCUGGCAAGAUAAUCCACCCUUUAAUCUCCGGCAUGCCCAUUUCUCUUUACGCUGUUGGGGAUUCUGUUUCUUUAACAAUUGCUGAAUCCAGUGCUGAUUUCAAUGACCUUACUGGAAAUCAUCCAAGGGAUUCUCGUGAAUUCUAUUCUUAUGUCCCUCAAUUGCCACCGGCAACCCGUUCUUCUGACUCCAUUCGAGUUCCGGUCUUGGCUUUGCAAGUAACUGUAUUUCCAGAAUAUGGCGUAUGUUUUGGAUUCACCAACCAUCACGCUAUUGGGGAUGCAAGUACAGUCGUAUCUUUUAUACAGUCAUGGGCUUCAAUCAACAGAUUCAAUGGAGAUAUUCAAUACUGUUCGCUGCCAUUAUUUGACAGAACAAAUGUUCGAGAUCUUAAUGGACUGGAUUCAGUAUAUUGGGACCUAAUAUUGAAGUUUUGUGACUCUUUGGAGCCUCCGCUCAUAAACCCGCCAACCAAUAAAUUCCGGGCAACAUUUGUCCUCAGGGAAGAAGAUGUCCAAAAGCUGAAAAAACUAGUUUUGUCCGAGCGGAAAUCAGUAACCCAUGUAUCCUCUUUCACGGUCGUAUGCGCCCUUGUGUGGAUUUGUUUAGCAAAAUCUGCCACAGAAUCCGGGGAGGUGGUGGCUGAUGAUGAGGUGGAGCAUUUCAAUUUCGUGGCAGAUUGUAGGUCGCGAUUGAAUCCCCCCUUGCCAGCUACAUACUUUGGCAAUUGCGUAGCACCUGUACUGGAGGCGAAAUCGAGUCAUGGAAAAUUGAAGGGAAAUGAUGGGUUUCUGAUUGCAACAGAAUCAAUUGGACAGGCCAUUGCCCGAACGGUGUUUAAUGAGAAGGGAAUAUUGCAUGAUGCCCACAAUUGGCCUGCCCAGUUCGAAGAAUUGAUCGGAAAGCGGCAAUUUUCGGUGGCGGGAUCUCCAAGAUUUGAUUUCUACAGUGUAGAUUAUGGAUGGGGACUGCCGAAGAAAUUUGAAGCUCUUUUUAUUGAUGGUGAUGGAGCCAUAUCCAUCUGCAAAUCCAGGGAACCUGAGGGAGGCAUAGAGAUUGGUUUGUCCAGACCAAAGAUUAGCAUCGAUUCCUUUGUAACGACAUUCGCCGAGGAGCUUAGAAAUUUAUUACCUUAA
Messenger RNA from Fraxinus pennsylvanica, 1362 nucleotides. Lineage: Eukaryota; Viridiplantae; Streptophyta; Magnoliopsida; Lamiales; Oleaceae. The record is from the annotation of a GenBank genome assembly.